CAGAGUAGGGGUAGGUGAACUUUCCUCAAAUAAAAUUGGUACAUUAGCUUACAGCAUAUCGUCUUGGAAUGUCACGGCGGGUCUCUGUAAGUAGAUUUUCUGGAACCUUGAGGUCUCUGAGAAUGAGCACAACUGCAGCCUCGAGUCGCAGCUUAGAAGGAAAAGUCGCUGUUGUAACGGCAUCAACAGAGGGGAUUGGGUUUGCCAUUGCUAAACAACUUGCUCACGAUGGUGCAAAGGUUAUGAUCAGUAGUCGCAAACAAGACAAAGUUAUUGAUGCUGUCUCUAAGUUGGAGAAAGAACAAGGUUGUACAGUGAAGGGAGUUGUGUGCCAUGUUGGGAAAACUGAACAUCGUAGGAAUCUUAUCAAAGAGACAUUGGAUACUUUUGGAGGCAUUGACAUCUUGGUUUCAAAUGCUGCUGCUAACCCCACAUUCGGACCAAUCCUGGAGACACCAGAGGAAUCAUGGGAAAAGAUUUUUGAUAUCAAUGUGAAGUCAGCUUUUCUUCUGGCAAAAGAUGUUGUUCCAUUUAUGAAAAAGAGAGGAGGUGGAUCUAUAGUGUUUGUUUCAUCCAUUGCUGGGCUCCAGCCAUCCCUGCAGGGUCUUGGUGCUUAUAGCGUUAGCAAGACAGCUCUGCUUGGUUUGACCAAGGUUCUAGCCAAUGAAUGUGCUCACAUGGGAGUGAGGGUGAAUUGUGUUGCACCUGGGAUCAUCAAGACAAAGUUUAGUGGAGCACUUUGGCAAAGUGAGUCCUUAACUGAAGCCGCACUUGCUCAAAUUCCCUUGAGGAGGCUUGGUGAGUCAGAGGAUAUAGGAGGUGCAGUAUCUUUUCUAUCCUCUGAUCAAGCAUCGUAUAUCACUGGAGAAACUUUAGUUAUUGCUGGUGGAAUGCAUUCAAGACUGUGAUUUUAAUUUAGAUUAAAAAAGGACUAAAUUAAUAAUUACUGUUAGUGAUCUCAUUGAAGAGACCUUUGGUAGAAUAUUUUACCUCACAAGAGAAAGCUUUGAAGGUGAUUUUGUGAAAACUUUGGAUGUGAUGUAUGAAGGAAGCACAGUUAAAUAAAUGUAAAAAAGGAGAAAACUAAUGAAAUGAACUUGAGUCACAGCAGACAAGA
Pocillopora damicornis (cauliflower coral) is the source of this 1117-nucleotide messenger RNA. Its product is annotated as dehydrogenase/reductase SDR family member 4. NCBI's taxonomy places the organism in Eukaryota, Metazoa, Cnidaria, Anthozoa, Scleractinia, Pocilloporidae. Gene Ontology annotation, molecular function: carbonyl reductase (NADPH) activity. The record is from RefSeq and is a predicted model, not a curated record.